UUACGGGAAAAAUGUGUGGGAAAAAUUCUGGUGGUUUUUGGACUCUCGGGCCUUCCGUAUUACGUUGCUGUUAUGUUGACGUGUGAAUUACUCCCUACACUACUAGCUAACGAUAUUGUACUUUGCACAACAGGGUUUAGCUAGUAGCAAUUACAUAUAGCCAUAGAGUUGAAGAUUAUCGCUCAUGCAAACCUUUAGUUGAAUAGUUUUAGACACCAAAAAAUACGAUGGCAGCCGCCUGGGAAGAAAUCAGACGUCUGGCAGCGGAUUUCCAGAGAGCACAGUUUGCUGACACAGUGCAGAGGUUGUCCGAGAGGAACUGCAUUGAAAUCGUUGCCAAGCUGGUUGAAGAGAAGAAGUUGGAUGUGGUACACACACUUGAUGGCAAAGAGUACAUAACCCCGUCCCAAAUCAGUAGAGAGAUAAGGGAUGAGCUCUACGUCCAUGGAGGUCGGGUCAACAUUGUGGAUCUACAGAAGCUUAUCAACGUUGAUUGGGUUCAUGUUGAGGCCAGAGCAAAUGACAUCGCAAGAUCUGAUAAAAGCAUUCAGCUGGUGCUGGGGCAGCUUAUCGAUCAAAACUACCUGAAUCGAGUUUCUGAGGAGGUGAAUGAUAAACUACAAGAGGCAGGCUUUGUGAAUAUCCCAGAACUAUGUAAAAACUAUGACCUUCCAGGGGACUUCCUGACUGAGGAGCUGUCGAAGCGCCUUGGGAAAGUCAUCCAAGGCCAGAUGGAUGAGUACAACAGGGGAGUCUUAUUUACCCCUGCAUUUGUCUCUCGCCAUGGAGCUCGCAUCCGUGGGCUUUUCAGUGCAGUGACCCGGCCAACACCAGUUGGUAAUGUGAUUGGCGUCUAUGGUUUUCAGGAACAUCUUCUCUACUCUGUUUUGGAGGAGCUGGUGAAUACUGGCCGUCUGAAAGGCACCGUGGUGGGGGGCCGGCAGGACAAAGCUGUCUACAUCCCUGACAUCUACUCCAAAACACAGAAUUCCUGGGUGGACUCCUUCCUCAAGCAGAACGGCUAUUUAGAGUUUGAUUCUUUGAUCAGACUUGGCAUCCCUGACCCAGUGAGCUACAUCAAGAAACGUUUAAAGUCCAGCAAGCUGCUGUUUCUCAGGGCAGCCUGUGUAGGCCAGGCCCUGGUAGACCAGGUGGAGGCUUCUGUGGAGGAGGCUGUCAACUCUGCCACAUGGGCCGAUGUGCAGCCCAUUCUGCCCAGCUGUCUGUCCAUGGAAGACGUUGGCAUCAUAAUCAACGAGGCCAUGAGAACGACCAACGUGCAGUCGACUGCCAGGGUCCUGGGAGACACCGUGGUGGUCAGCGAGAAGUUCAUCAGCAACUGUCUCUGUCUCUUUGAGGAAACUAUGCAGCAUAAAGCUCAGAAGGAAGCCAAGAACAACCCUGUUUUCCUGAUAACUGAAGACGAUCUCAAGCAAGGCGCUAUGAUGACAGAAAAUACAGCCCCCUCCAAAAAAGAGAAGAGGGAGGCGGAGAGGAGGAAAAAGACUACAGAGGGCAGUGGCAGUAAAGGAGGUGGUGGAGGAUGCAACGCCAGAGAGGUCAGGAUACGCAAAACGAAGAAGAAGGGCAGGAGGGACGAUGACAGUGACGAGGAGACAGCAGUCACCCCACAAAAUCGUAACAAACAGACUGAAGUCCCCUUCAUGGCCCUGGAGGAGAUCACUGCUGUCCUAGAAGAGAGAGUGUGUGACUGCCCCGAAGAAAUCCUCUCUGAGUUGGCAGAGCAUUUAGUAAGGCCUUUGACUAAGACCUACCAGGAGGUGGUUCGGACUGUGUUCAUGUCUUCCACUAGCUCCACGACCGGGGUGACAAAGAAGAGAAGUGUGAAAGACUUCCAGGAGGAGCUCUCCAACCUGUACAACAACAUCAGGCUCUUUGAGAAAGGGACCAAGCUCUUCUCUGAUGAGACCCAGGUCCACAUUGCCAAGUACGUCCUGAAGACAGUGUGCACGGACGUCACCAACAUCCUGGUGAAUUUCAUGGCUGCUGAACUCAUGAUGUCAGCAGAGAAUCCCAGCUCUAUCACCAAUGAGGUCAGAGUGAAGAUAUUAGGAAUGUUUCCAGUGGAAACCAAAGGGCCUCUUAUGAAAGUGCACAACAGUCUGAAUGGAAAGACAAUUGAAGAUUUUUUAACCAAUAUAGAAACGGCAGUUGCGGUGUGUGGAUUCAUGCUGAAGAAGGGAGACAAGAAAAGAGAAAGACAGGCCCUGUUCCUGCACCGCCAGGCUCUGAUAGAGCAGCUGAAGGAGACUGAGGACCCAGCCCUGAUUCUCCACCUGACCAGUGUGCUUCUCUUCCAGGCCAGCACCCACUGCAUGCUGCACGCCCCCGGACGCUGUGUCCCCCAGAUCAUAGGGACUCUGGUGGGCCGUGUCUCUGAGGAGCAGCACAAGCUGCUGACGGGCUACCAGGGUCUGGUGGUUAAGAGGUUGGUGAGCCAGAGCCAGGGGAAAAAGCAGGAGCAGGGGGAGGGAGAGAACCCAGAGGAGGGGGACGAGGCAGAGGCCAUCCGGAAGGAGCUGGUCUCCCUAACCAGCGAGGUAAAGGAUCUGGUCCUCUCUCAGAAGAAGACAUCUGGGACUGAAGAGUGAAUGGGCUUGUGCCACAUCGACUGCGUUGCAGUUGGAAACUGCCAGCUGACUGAUCUGAUCUACAAAUCACCUAACUACUGAUUAUUUGUAGAUCAGCCUGUUAGUACCAAUUUACCCACAAUCCAUUGCGGAUUUAUUGCUCGCCAAAGCGGCCAAUGAAUGUCCAGAGAUCUAGAAAAAAAUCAUAAAUUAAUAAUGAAAUUCUGUAUAUCAGCUGCCCCAAACACAAUUGUCUUACAAAGUGAUUUCUCAACAGUCGUACCCAUUUAGACUAAGAAAUAUCUGAUACCCACCUAGUGUUUUAGUGUUCUGAAUGGUCCUGUUAUUUAAAAUUAUUUGCAGUAAAUUCCUUUGUGGGAUGUCAUUUGAAUUAACAUUCCAAUUAAGUCCUCAGUGAGGUAAUGUAAUAAAUAAUUCAUGGAUUUAUUAAAAAACACUUAGCCUCUC
This is a messenger RNA of Salmo salar (Atlantic salmon), 3059 nucleotides long. RefSeq names its product E3 UFM1-protein ligase 1. NCBI's taxonomy places the organism in Eukaryota, Metazoa, Chordata, Actinopteri, Salmoniformes, Salmonidae. Gene Ontology annotation, molecular function: UFM1 ligase activity. Gene Ontology annotation, cellular component: endoplasmic reticulum membrane. Gene Ontology annotation, biological process: protein K69-linked ufmylation; regulation of proteasomal ubiquitin-dependent protein catabolic process; response to endoplasmic reticulum stress. The record is from RefSeq and is a predicted model, not a curated record.